CAGGAAUGGCAGAGUUUUGAGAUGUGGAUUCACUCAGUUAUGAGCGGAGUGAUCAGGAUUCUGUGUUUGCUGUCCUUCUUUGAAGGAUGAUGAAAAACUUGCUGGCCUUCCUGCUCCUCGAACAGUUUCCAUCCUGGGCCACAUUUCUCCUAAUUCUUCUGGUUCUCCUUGUUCUUCUUGUGGUUUCUGGAGGUCUUCUUUUUUAUUUCCGGCACUAUUUUAUGUCAGAUUAUAAGGUGGAAGUGGAUUCAGGGGUGGAGUCUGUCCAGCUGCCCUGCAAAACCACAGUUAGCCUGCCUAAAGACGCUAAAGUUGAGUUUAAGAACAAAAACAACAGGAAGGUCCACGUGUAUCAGAACGGCUCUGACCAGCUUGAAGAACAGCAUCAUUUUUACAGAGGGCGAACAAAGAUGGAGAGAAACUUACUGGAACCUGGAGACCUCAGUCUGACCCUGAAACCCCCCACGGACACAGACACCUACACCUGCACCGUCUACAACAACAGGGGGGAGAUUCUGAUGAAAAAAGAAGUGCUGCUCAUUGUCAGAGUCCCCCAGGUGGAGGUGGAAUCAGGGGUGGAGUCUGUCCAGCUGCCCUUCAACACCACACUUCACCUGCCUGAAGAUGCUAAGGUGGAGUGGAAGGACAAAGGCAGCAGGAUGAUCUAUGUUCAUCAGAACAGCUCUGAGCAGCCUGAAGAACAGCACCAGGCUUACCAAAACCGAACGAAGAUGAAUGAAGACUUGCUUAAAACUGGAGACCUCAGUCUGACCCUGAAAUACCCCACAGAUGGAGACAACAGGACCUACACCUGCACGGUCUACAGCAGGGAGGGAAACAUCCUGCUGAAGAGACAAGUGCAGCUGAAAGUCAGAGUCUGUCGGGUGGAGGUGGAUUCAGGGGUGGAGUGUGUCCAGCUGCCCUUCAAAUCCACAGAAAACCUGCCUGAAGACGCUAAAGUGGAGUGGAAGGAUGGGAGAUCCAGAACAGUCCAUGUGUAUAAGAAAGGCUCUGACCAGCCUGAAGAACAGCACCAGGUUUACAGAGACCGAACAAAGAUGAACAAAGACCUGCUGAGAACUGGAGACCUCAGUCUGACCCUGAAACACCCCACAGACUGGGACAGCGAAGAUUUCAUAUGUGAAGUUUGGAGGAGUGGAAACAUCCUUAGAACAAAAUCACUGCUGCUCAAAGUCAGAGGUUUGGUCCUUUGUUUGUCUUGUUUUCCUGGCUGCCACUGA
Neolamprologus brichardi is the source of this 1241-nucleotide messenger RNA. NCBI's taxonomy places the organism in Eukaryota, Metazoa, Chordata, Actinopteri, Cichliformes, Cichlidae. The record is from RefSeq and is a predicted model, not a curated record.